Molecule: messenger RNA, 342 nt
Organism: Seminavis robusta
Lineage: Eukaryota; Bacillariophyta; Bacillariophyceae; Naviculales; Naviculaceae
Source: the annotation of a GenBank genome assembly
AUGCCAUUCUACCGUUCUUACGGUUAUCGUACACCAUCUUCUUCGAUUUGGCAGCAACCCAGUACGACUUUGUCGCUGAAGAGCGCUUGUGCGAAAUACAACGUCACCGAGGCACAGUGCCAAAAGGCCAACAUUCGUUGUCAAUGGCGCAGUAUGUACGGCAACUCGUACGCCGUCGUCGUUGAAGACGAUGUGCGCGAUCUCAAGGCCAUGCUCGUGGCCAAGGCGACAAACGAGAAACAGGAAAAGCUCAAAGGCAAACUUGGUGAAAAGGGAUACGAAAUACGAACAGUACUUGAAGAAGCAAGCCGACCAAAAGAUCCGUUCCUAGCAAAAGACUGA